Molecule: messenger RNA, 1527 nt
Organism: Oikopleura dioica
Lineage: Eukaryota; Metazoa; Chordata; Appendicularia; Copelata; Oikopleuridae
Source: the annotation of a GenBank genome assembly
AUGUGUCACAUUAUGGAGGAAGAAGAUUCGUUAGCAGGAGAUGAUCAGUAUGAUUACGAUGACGGCAACUACGACUGCGCUGAUGGCGAAAACCAAGAUUUUGAUUGCAAAAAAGAAAAUGCUGUUGACGCAGUUUCUGUCGCAAGAUCUUAUUGGAAAAACACCUCAAUCGUCGAAGAAUAUCGAGUGAUAAAGAAGCCAAAGAACAUAAAUCCCCGGACUGAUCUUUUAUUCGGAAUUAAAUCUCAGUGGAAUAAGAAAGACAGGAGAGACGUCAUCAGAAAAACUUAUGGAAAUACUACCUUCUACAAGCCAUAUGUCGCGAACUUCGUCUUCCUUAUCGGCGAAACUGACAAUCCAAGCAACUACGAUGAGCUCGAUCAACACGAUGAUAUUCUUGUUGGAAAUUUCGUGGACAGUUUUCAGAACCUUACGUUCAAAGACUCAAUGUUUUUCGCAUGGGCUUUGGAAGCUGCGCCUCAUAUGAAAAUAUGCUAUAAAGGCGACGACGAUAUAUUUCUCAACCCCUUUUCCUUCGUUCAGCUUCUCAGAAAUCAAUCAAUCACAGAUGAACCAUAUAUCUGGGGAGAUGUUAUGUACAACAACAAGAGGCGAACAGAUCCUUCGUAUGGAAAGUAUCAGGACUUAGUUUGGAACGAAGACCUUUACCCCAACUACACUUCUGGAGCGUGUCUUUUCAUGAACAGAGCGGCUGUAGAAGUAAUUCAUGAGAAUAUACCCAAGUUGCCGAUUAUACCAAUCGAUGAUGCUUUUCUAGCGAUCUGCAUGAGAAACGGCGGCUAUGGAUACGAGAAUGUUAUAAACAUCGAAAAACCUUCAAAAAUUCUCAAAUACCCAGAGAUAGAGAGAACGAAUUUAUGUUAUAUUGAACACUCGAUUGGGCUUCAUAAAUACGAGCCUGAAAUGCUCGAGUGUUUGUGGCCAAAGUUUCUUGAGCAAAGAAAAAUUUGUUAUAUGGAGAACUCAACAGAAAUCUCAAAAAUUGGAUAUCAUUGCGACAUGAAAUACCACUGGUACCUACGAAAAAUAGAGCCUUUCCAAGAUGGCCAAAAUAAAGGAAGAUGUGGAAUAGAAUUCAAUUACUCGUCUUGCCCACUCGAAGACUGGGACUCUGACAGUGGCCCAUGCUGCUCGCCUAAUCAUUACUGUGGAUCAAGUAAGGAUCAUUGCUCCUGUUUCGAAUGCAUAGACUUCAAAAACAUGCAUAUGACUAAACAAGGGAAGUGCUGCAAGAAAGUUAAAGUAUUCUCCUCCCGAUCUGAUAUCGCUGGUAUUUACGAGUAUUCAAGCCAGAACGAAAUCUACGGAACUUUCAUAUACGAGAGAAGAGGUUUAGUAAAAAGUGAGGAAGAACUUUUUGUCCUCGAAAAAUCAGAGCAAACCUGGUACAUUGCCAAUCAAAAGGAAUCUGUAGUCGCCUUUAGCAUUAAUAAGAUUGAAAAAUGUCUUGAGACUGGAGAAAUGUUCGGUGAGUACGAGACUUCCAUGAUGUGCACUGAAUAUUAA